AUUUAUCUCUUUUAUCCGUGCUCAGUCGGUAAGACAGUUUUGAGGUUUAUCGAUUAUGCUAAAACAGCCAUUCUCUCCAUUUAUGCAGCCAUUUUUAUUUUCGGUUUGUAGAUGAGUGCUGUGAAUAUUUUGUCUUAAUAAUAAGGAUGGAGCCAAGAGGUAAAGGAAGAGCGCGAGGCCGUGCUCGUACUGGUGGGCAACCAGCAGGUGGUCAGGCCCAACAACCAAGACCUGGACCACCUCAAGGAGCUUGGAGUGCCAGGCCUAGUGGAGUUCCACUUCAACAAGGGGUUCAUCCUGGAGCAUGGGCUGGUAGAUCUCAGCCUGCUCAGCAAUCUCAACAGCCACAACAAUGGGCAGCCAGACCAGCUGCACCUGAAGCUCUUCAAACACAAACUGUGGGUCGAGGAUCAAGACAAGGUGGAGGAGAUGACCGAUCACUUACAGGCGAAACAAGACAAAUUUCCCAAGGAGGCGAUUCUGGCUUGGGACAAGAGCGUCGUGGUGGGGGAAACGGAGUUAGAGGCCGAACUAACAGAAAUGAAAUUAUCAGCACUAGACCGGCCCACAUAAAAUCUAAAAAGGGCACAGAUGGCACUCCCAUUAGGCUCAGGGCAAACUAUUUUCCAUUGGUCCCAAAAGGUCUUUGGGGGUUAAAUCAAUAUCGUGUUGAUUUUGCCCCAGAUCUGGAUAAUACAUCGACACGAAAAUAUCUAGUAAGAACUGGUUUACAAAACAAAAAUGUGUCUGGUUAUUUAUUUGACGGUACUGUUCUGUACACUCCUAACCGCAUUCAUCCGGAUCCACUUUCGUUCGUUGUGGACACAGAUGAUGGAACUCAUAUUAACGUGACAUUGCGUUUAGUUGGGGAAGUAAAAUGGGGCGAUUAUCACUAUCUACAAUUGUUUAAUAUAAUAAUGAGGAAGUGCUUAACCUUCAUGGACCUUAAAUUGAUGGGAAGAAACUACUUUGAUCCAAAGUUAAAGAUUUCCAUACCGGAACAUAAUCUAGAGCUUUGGCCAGGAUAUUUCACAUCAAUAAGACAGUAUGAAAGAAGUAUCAUGAUAAAUGCCGAUUUAUCGUUCAAAGUUUUACGCACAGACAAUGUCUAUGACUUGUUACUUGAAUGUGGUCAAAGUAGGAAUCCCCAUAACGAGUUUCGCCAGAGAGUUAUUGGCAAUAUUGUUCUGACAUACUAUAAUAAUAAAACAUAUCGAAUUGAUGAUGUAGACUUUAAACAGACACCAGCAUCAACAUUUCAGAAGAGGGAUGGAUCGUCAAUCAGUUAUGCUCAAUACUUCCAAGAGCGAUAUAGGGUUCCAAUUGAUGUUAUGGAACAGCCUAUGCUUGUUUCGAGGAGCAAACAGCGUGAAAUAAAGGCUGGCAUGCCUGAAACUGUUGUCCUUAUUCCAUCUCUCUGUAUAAUGACUGGCUUGACCGAUAAGCAGCGCGAAAAUUUCCACUUAAUGAAAGCAUUAGGUGAACAUACUCGAGUGGGUCCUCAAGGUCGUAUUCAGAAAAUUAGGGAAUUCAGUCAGAGGUUGCAGAAUUGUCGAGAAGCAAUGGAAGAAAUAAGACGUUGGGACCUCGAAAUGGCUCGCGAUCUAGUUGAAGUAUCUGGGCGAGUGUUACCGGAAGAGACUUUGAUUUUAAGAAAUGGCACUCAAAUAACUGGAGGUCCAGAAGCUGAUUUCACAAAAAGUUUAAGGACUGCGCCAAUGUUCAAUGUUGCUCCUAUAGAUAAGUUGGCUGUGCUUUGUCCUGGAAGAUUCAGACAAGGAACCAAUGAGUUUGUAAGCUGCCUGAUAAAAGUGGGAAAAGGGAUGCACUUUAAUCUUGGAAGUCCAAAGAUAAUUGACAUGCAAGACGAUCGUGCGCAAUCCUACUUAGAUAAUCUUGAUUAUGUCAUUACAAAUCUGGCACCAAAAAUGGUAUUGGUCAUAUUACCAAAUAACUCAGCUGACCGAUACAAUGCAGUAAAAAAGAAAUGUUAUGUUGACCGUGCCAUGCCCUGCCAAGUUAUUGUUGGGAAAACAUUAAGCAAUAAGGGCUUGAUGUCGGUUGCUACAAAGGUUGCAAUUCAAAUGAAUUGUAAGAUGGGAGGAGCUCCUUGGGGAACAGCUCUGCCCAAAGCAACAAUGAUUGUUGGGUAUGAUGUAUGUCGAGACACCGCUAAUAGAGGAAAAAGUUUUGCUGGGAUGGUUGCCUCAAUGGACAAUGCUUGUAGCCAGUAUUUCAGUCUGACAACUGAGCAUGAACAAGAACAAGAACUAAGCAGCAACAUUUCAACAUUUCUGUUGCUUGCAUGUAAAACUUACCAGGAACGAAAUAAAAUAAUUCCAGAGCGCAUAGUUAUAUAUCGGGAUGGUGUUGGUGAUGGUCAAAUACAAUAUGUCAAAGAACAUGAGGUGGACAUUAUAAAGAAGAAGCUGGAAGUUGAGGUUUAUAAGUCCCAACCUAUCAAAAUGGCAUUUAUUAUUGUGUCAAAGCGAAUAAACACCAAAAUUUUCCGGUUUCAAGGCGCUGGGCCUAAAAACGAUUUUAAUCCACCACCAGGCACUGUUGUCGAUGACGUUAUAACUUGGCCUGAAAGGUACGAUUUCUAUAUUGUAUCUCAAUGUGUUAGGCAAGGCACUGUUGCUCCAACAAGUUACAAUGUCAUUGAAGAUUCUUUGGGUAUUGAUGCAAACAGAUUGCAGAAAUUUACGUUUAAGUUGUGCCAUAUGUACUACAAUUAUUCGGGCACCGUGCGAGUGCCAGCACCAUGUCAAUAUGCCCACAAAUUGGCGUUUCUUACAGCCCAGAGCUUACACAGGGCCGCCAAUCCUGCCCUGAACAAUACCCUAUAUUAUCUUUAAAUCUCAUGUUACAUCUUCUCGAAAAAAUGUUUUAGUUUAUAUUUUCCUAUAAUAAGAGUUUAGUUUCUUUUUCUCAAGACAAAAAUAUUUUAUGUUAUAGUGUUGAGUUUUCAUUUCGUUUGAUUACUCAUCAAUUAUUUUUGAUAGUAAGGUUUCUUUUUUGCUUUGCAUCUUGUUUCGAUGCAUUUUUAGUUUUAAGAUUUUUACAUACGACGUUAAAGUGUAUAAUGUUAUUUUUUUAAGAGCCUUUUCAAUAAAAGUUUUA
This is a messenger RNA of Cylas formicarius (sweet potato weevil), 3123 nucleotides long. RefSeq names its product piwi-like protein Siwi. Lineage: Eukaryota; Metazoa; Arthropoda; Insecta; Coleoptera; Brentidae. The transcript has 14 exons. Gene Ontology annotation, cellular component: P granule. Gene Ontology annotation, molecular function: protein binding; piRNA binding. Bases 147 to 2858 code for a protein of 903 amino acids. Gene Ontology annotation, biological process: regulatory ncRNA-mediated gene silencing. The record is from RefSeq and is a predicted model, not a curated record.